AUGUCACGCAAUUCACGAUCGGGCUGGUUCGAUGAUAGAUUACAAAAUGUUGUGAAGCAUCAGCUGGAUGUAUCCAGACAUGUCAAACAAUUGGACACACAGGUCAUGGCAAAUGAGAAAUUGUUCUCGGAGCAAAACGUGGCCAUGAAUGUACUGCAACGUCGAAUUGUCUAUGUCGAACGACAAUUAAUGGCUUUCUCGAAGCAAGGCACUAGUCACUUCCUCGAUCAAAAAACCAUGGAGCAUCAGAUCCGGCAAUUAUACAAAAUUGUCGCCUUUAUGAUUGUCACUUUGGUUGUUGUUAUCACAUUUGGUGUGUCACGUUUAUUGUUAUAA
Molecule: messenger RNA, 336 nt
Organism: Adineta ricciae
Lineage: Eukaryota; Metazoa; Rotifera; Eurotatoria; Adinetida; Adinetidae
Source: the annotation of a GenBank genome assembly